AUGGCAGAACCAAACAGUAAUCAAGGGAACUUGACCCAGUUCCGUAUCUUAACUGGCUCUUACGAACAUAAUUUGCUUUGUUUAUCACUUAUCGUGCCUAGGAAUCCUGAAAAAACUCCAGUUUUUCAGCCUAUUUUCCAUUUUGAAUCACAUUCAUUAUCGAUCUAUUCCAUCAGUUCUUCCAAAAGAUACCUCGUAACCGGAUCCAAGGAUGAGCAUGUGAAGAUCUAUGAUUUACAGAAGCGUAAAGAAUUAGGAGACUUGUUGGCCCAUCAAGGUUCAGUCAACACUUUGAAGUUUUCAAAUAACGGCAAGUGGUUAUUAUCUGGGUCAAAUGAUAAUACAAUAAUCAUUUGGGGAGUUCAAGAUUGGGAACUUUUUGGGAAAUUAAAGGGCCAUAAGGAUGCCGUUAAUGACUUGGCCAUUCAUCCAUCAAAUAAGAUUGCUAUUAGUUGUUCAAAUGACAAUACUUUAAGAUUAUGGAAUUUGAUGACGGUUAAGAAAGCUGCGGUCUUGAAAUUAAAAUACAAAAUCACGAAAGCCCAAAAACCACAAAUUAUCCGAUGGUCAUUAGAAGGGAACUAUUUCGUUGUUGCUCUCAUGAACAGAGUUCUCAUUUAUGAUACUAAUACCAGUAAAGUUGUUCACAUUAUGAAGAUGAAACAUACAAUUAUGCAUAUGGAAAUUUAUAAGAUCAAGGAAGUGGAGUAUUUGGUUAUAAGUCUUAACAAUGCGUCAAUAGAGUUCUUCGAUCUUCAUAAAGUCAUUGAUUCUCAUAAAGAUGAUGAUGAGGAAGAAGAAGAAGAAGAAACUAAAAAACCAGAUGAACCCGAAUUUAGACUCAUCGGUCAUGCUAGCCGUGUGAAGGACUUCAAGUUAUUCCAGCCUAGUGAUUGUGAUACAGUGUUUUUUAUUUCUAUUUCCUCAGACGGUAAAAUUGUUGUUUGGAACAUGGACACUAAGGAUCAAAUUGCCGUAUACGACGCGGGUGAAAGAUUGAAUUGUGUGGAAGUUGUUCCUGAAGCAGUUGAAAAAACCGCCACCAUGAGAAAAAGACAACUUGAAGCUACGGAUUCCGGUUAUAAGACUGAAAGUGAAUAUGAAACUGAUGGCGAAGGAUCCAGAAAAAUCUUAUUCGGUACUGGUGGUAAUAAGAAAAAGAGAACGAAGAAUAAGAAGAUGAAGCGUGAGAAUAAGGCUUCUGUCGAAAUUGAAUGA
Saccharomycopsis crataegensis is the source of this 1218-nucleotide messenger RNA. RefSeq names its product Mak11p (gene MAK11). NCBI's taxonomy places the organism in Eukaryota, Fungi, Ascomycota, Saccharomycetes, Ascoideales, Saccharomycopsidaceae. The record is from RefSeq and is a predicted model, not a curated record. Bases 1 to 1218 code for a protein of 405 amino acids. The transcript has a single exon. Gene Ontology annotation, molecular function: protein binding.